Messenger RNA from Arachis duranensis, 477 nucleotides. RefSeq lists its product as uncharacterized. The record is from RefSeq and is a predicted model, not a curated record. Lineage: Eukaryota; Viridiplantae; Streptophyta; Magnoliopsida; Fabales; Fabaceae. The coding region runs from base 1 to 477 and encodes 158 amino acids. The transcript is spliced from 3 exons.
AUGCGAAGAGAGUUUUCAAGCAUUGAAGCAAAGGUUGACUACUGCACCCGUGUUGACUAUAAGAGUUUGAAGUAUCUCUUUGAGCAAAAAGAGUUGAAUAUGCGUCAGCGGAAGUGGAUGAAGCUUCUGAAGGACUAUGAUUUUGAAUUGAAUUACCAUCAUAGAAAAGCGAACAUUGUGGCGGACGCCUUGAAUCGGAAGUCUUUAUAUACAGCUUGGAUGCUGCUGCGAGAAGAAGAGUUACUAAAGGCUCGUCAAGAUGGUAAAGCGUUACGUAAAGUAUUCCCGACAAUUGAACAGGAAAGACAGUGGAGAGUGUCAAAAGGUAAGGAUGGUUUAUGGAGGUUCAAUAAUAGGAUUAUUGAGCUACAUAUCAGAGACCUGCGACAAAGCAUCUUGAAGGAAGCUCAUAAGAGCGGGUUUUCAAUCCAUCCAGGAAGUACCAAAAUGUAUCAAGAUCUGAAAGCGAUGUUCUAG